GGAGACUCGGGAACCGCGUUCGCUUCUGCGGGGACGACUCACCCCCGCUGCCGGGAAAGAUGUCGGAUACCAAGGUGAAAGUGGCCGUCAGAGUCCGGCCCAUGAACAGGCGAGAGCUAGAGUUGAAUACCAAGUGUAUUGUGGAAAUGGAAGGGAAUCAGACCGUGUUGCAUCCUCCACCUUCAAACAACAAGCAAGGAGAAAACAGAAAAUUACCAAAGGUAUUUGCCUUUGAUUACUGUUUCUGGUCUAUGGAUGAAUCAAACACUGCAAAAUAUGCAGAUCAACAAGUUGUGUUUAAGUGCCUUGGAGAAGGAAUUCUUGAGAAAGCCUUUCAGGGAUAUAAUGCUUGCAUUUUUGCAUAUGGACAAACAGGCUCAGGAAAAUCCUUCUCAAUGAUGGGGAAUGCAGAGCAGCUGGGUCUGAUCCCACGCCUCUGCUGUGCUUUAUUUCAGAGAAUCACUUUAGAACAAAAUGAUUCACACACUUUUAAAGUUGAGGUGUCCUAUAUGGAAAUCUAUAAUGAAAAGGUCAGAGAUCUACUGGACCCUAAAGGGAGUCGGCAAUCCCUCAAAGUUCGUGAGCACAAAGUUUUGGGUCCAUAUGUAGAUGGUUUGUCUCAACUAGCUGUUACUUGCUUUGAGGAUAUAGAGUCACUGAUGUCAGAGGGAAACAAGUCCCGGACAGUUGCAGCAACCAACAUGAAUGAAGAAAGCAGCCGUUCUCAUGCUGUAUUUAAUAUUAUAGUAACUCAAACACUUUAUGAUCUGCAGUCUGGCAACUCUGGAGAGAAAGUGAGUAAAGUUAGCCUGGUAGAUCUGGCUGGUAGUGAGAGAGUAUCUAAAACAGGAGCUGCAGGAGAACGUUUGAAGGAGGGCAGCAAUAUAAACAAGUCCCUUUCAACACUAGGUUUGGUUAUCUCAUCACUUGCAGACCAAGCAGCAGGAAAGGGGAAAAAUAAAUUUGUGCCUUACCGAGACUCUGUACUCACUUGGCUUCUCAAGGACAACUUGGGAGGAAAUAGCCAAACAGCCAUGAUAGCUACAAUCAGUCCAGCAGCUGAUAAUUAUGAAGAAACACUGUCUACGCUGAGAUACGCAGAUAGAGCUAAAAGAAUAGUAAAUCAUGCUAUAGUGAAUGAGGAUCCCAAUGCCAGGGUGAUUCGAGAACUACGUGAAGAAGUAGAGAAGCUGAAAGAGCAACUUUCUCAGGCAGAGGCUAUGAAAGCACCAGAAUUAAAGGAAAAAUUGGAGGAAUCUGAAAAACUAAUAAAAGAACUAACCAUCACCUGGGAAGAGAAAUUAAGAAAAACUGAGGAAAUUGCACAGGAAAGACAAAAGCAGUUAGAGAGUAUGGGUAUUUCUCUUGAAUCUUCGGGCAUCAAGAUGGGAGAAGACAAGUGCUAUCUGGUGAAUUUAAAUGCUGAUCCUGCGCUCAACGAAUUAUUAGUUUAUUAUUUAAAGCAGGACCACACUAGGGUUGGCGCGGAUACCUCACAGGACAUACAGCUAUUUGGGAUAGGAAUUCAACCAGAACAUUGUGAGAUAGACAUCGCACUAGAUGGAGAAGUUUCUCUCUCACCAAAAGAAAAUGCAAGAUCAUGUGUAAAUGGCACACUGGUGUGUUCUGUAACGCAGCUGUGGCAUGGAGAUAGAAUCUUAUGGGGCAACAACCACUUUUUUAGAAUUAAUCUUCCUAAGAGAAAGCGUCGAGAUUGGUUUAAAGACUCUGAAAAGGAAAUGAUGCUAGCAGAACAUGAUCUAGAUGCAGCUAGCGAAGCUUCUUCAGAACCAGACUAUAACUAUGAAUUUGCACAGAUGGAAGUUAUAAUGAAAACGCUGAACAGCAAUGAUCCAUUACAAAAUGUGGUCCAGGUGUUGGAGAAACAAUAUUUGGAAGAAAAACGUAGUGCUUUGGAGGAGCAGCGGAUAAUGUAUGAGCGUGAGCUGGAGCAGCUCCGGCAACAGCUUUCUCCAGAAAGGCGUUAUCAGCAGUGUGGUGACAGACUUUCAGAUGCUGCCCAGACUGUUCAGCAGAAAGUGAACUUCUGGUCAGAAGAGAGGGAUGAAUUAUUUCGACAAAGCUUGGCAAAACUAAGAGAACAAAUAGUUAAGGCCAAUGCAUUAGUGAGGGAAGCCAACUUUUUGGCUGAAGAAAUGAGCAAGCUAACAGAUUAUCAAGUCACACUUCAGAUCCCUGCUGCUAACUUGAGUGCCAACAGAAAGAGGGGAGCAAUUGUAAGUGAACCAGCUAUUCAGGUAAAAAGAAAAGGAAAAAGUACUCAGGUGUGGACCAUUGAGAAGCUAGAAAACAAAUUAAUUGACAUGAGAGAGUUAUAUCAAGAUUGGAAAGAGAGAUUUCAGGAGAUGAAAAAACUCACAGGAAAAAGAGGUGACCCUUUCUAUGAAGCACAAGAAAAUCACAAUUUAAUUGGUGUAGCAAAUGUCUUUUUGGAGUGCCUUUUCUGUGAUGUAAAGCUUCAGUAUGCAGUACCAAUAAUUAGUCAACAAGGGGAGGUUGUAGGCCGUCUGCAUGUUGAAGUCAUGCGUGUCACUGGUGCUGUCCCGGAACGUGUCAUGGAAGAUGAUUCUUCUGAAAACUCUAGUGAAAGUGGAAGCUUAGAAAUAAUGGAUAAUAAUGGAGAAAUUAUUCACAGACCAAAAAAACUCACAUGCAGGGUAAAAAUUAAAGAAGCAACAGGACUACCACUGAAUCUCUCAAACUUCGUCUUUUGUCAAUAUACCUUCUGGGAUCAGUGUGAAUCAACUGUUGCAGCACCAGUUGUAGAUCCGGAUGUGCCUUCACCUCUGGGCAAAGAUGUCCAAUUUACAGUGACUUUCUCUCAUUGUAGGGAUUAUGUGGUGAAUGUAACAGAGGAAUUUCUGGAGUUCAUUGCAGAUGGCGCUCUUGCUAUUGAGGUCUGGGGUCACAGAUGUGCUGAAAAUGGGAGCUCCGUAUGGGAGGUGGAUUCUCUUCGUGCAAAAUCCAGGACCUUGAGAGACAGGUGGAAUGAAGUAACACGUCAAAUAGAAAUGUGGGUUUCAAUUCAAGAACUAAAUGAAAUUGGGGAUUAUGCAGCUGUGGAGCUCCACCAGGCAAAAGAUGUAAACACAGGAGGAAUUUUCCAACUUAGACAGGGUCAUUCUCGUAGAGUUCAGGUGGUAGUUAAACCAGUGCAGCAUUCAGGAACAUUGCCACUUAUGGUUGAAGCUAUUCUGUCUGUUUCCAUCGGCUGUGUGACUGCCAGAUCAACCAAAUUGCAGCGGGGCUUAGACAGUUACCAGAAAGGAGAUGAUGAUGAUGGUGAUAUGGAUAGUUAUCAGGAGGAAGAUUUGAACUGUGUGAGAGAGAAGUGGUCAGAAGCUCUAAUAAAACGCAAAGAAUACUUAGAUGAGCAAAUUAAAAAAAUCAGCAAUAAACAAGAGAAAACAGAAGAUGACAUAGAAAGAGAAGCAAGGCUUGUAGAACAAUGGGUGGGACUUACAGAAGAAAGAAAUGCUGUGCUGGUCCCAGCACCAAACAGUGGUAUUCCAGGUGCUCCUGCAAAUUGGGUUCCACCUCCUGGAAUGGAAACACAUGUCCCUGUACUUUUUCUUGAUUUGAAUGCCGAUGAUCUUAGUGCCAAUGAACAGCUUAUAGGUCCACAUGCAUCAGGAGUGAAUUCAAUACUACCAAAGGAGCACGGAAGUCAGUUUUUUUAUUUGCCAAUAAUAAAGCACAGUAAGGAUGAGAUUUCAGCCACUGCAGCCUGGGAUUCUUCUGUGCAUGAUUCAGUCCAUUUAAACAGAGUAACACCUCAAAAUGAGAGAAUAUAUUUGAUUCUCAAGAUUACAGUCCAACUCAGCCAUCCUGCUGCAAUGGAACUAGUGUUACGUAAAAGGAUUGCUGCUAAUAUUUAUAAUAAACAGAGUUUUACACAAAGUCUCAAACGAAGAAUAUCUCUAAAAAAUAUAUGGUAUGCUUGUGGUGUGACUUAUGAAAUAGUAUCAAACAUACCAAAGGCCACAGAAGAAAUUGAGGAUCGGGAGACUCUAGCUCUGAUGGCAGCCAGAAAUGAAAAUGAGGGUACAUCUGAUGGUGAAACAUAUAUUGAAAAGUAUAUACGUGGAGUAUUACAAGUUGAAAAUAUUUUGAGUCUUGAACGGCUGCGACAGGCCGUUACAGUCAAAGAAGCUGUUUCUGCUAAGACCCGACACAUACAAAGGAGCAUUAGCACACCAAAUGUUCACAACGUAUCUUCUAGUCGAUUAGAUCUUUCUGGCUGUGAUGAAGAUAAGGGUUGGUUGGAAGGUCAUCUAGAUGUCUUAGAGUUUUCUUCUAGUUAUCAAGACGUAUCAUGUUAUAGUACUUUACCAAGGGAUUCACCUCAUAAAAAUAAAGAUAACAGUGAGAAUCCACACACAUCAAGCGUCAGCUCAUUUAAAGCUUUCUCUCCACAACCACCCAAGUUUUUCAAACCAUUAAUGCCAGUAAAAGAAGAAAACAAAAAGGCGUCUCUUGAAACUCGACCUCUGCUUAGCAAAGAGAGCAUGCCAUCAUCUCAGGUAUAUAAUGCUGGUUGUGUUGUGCUGUCAGGAAAUAAUGGCAAUAGCAUGCCAGUAGAACACAAUAGCAUACAAGAGGCAAAGACUCAGGACUCUGAAGAUGAUGAUGAUUUGGAGACUAAUAACAAGAAACCUUAUGUGCCCGUGGAAUUUGCUGACUUCAGUGUUUACAAUGCUAGUCUGGAAAAUAAGGAAUGGUUAUCCACUAAAGGAGAUUGCAUAAACUCUUGUGUUACUGAGAAAGAAGUAUCUCGUAGCCCCACCACAAGCAGUAUUACAAGUGGCUACUUUUCCCACAGUGCCUCUAAUGCAACAUUAUCGGAUAUGCUUAUUCCAUGUAGUGAAAGCAUGGACCAAUUAGCCAGUCAGAUGAGAGAUUUGGAUUCAAAUGACCAUUCCGUAGCACACCUAACCCAUGUUUUAAAAUCAUCAAACCAGGGAGUUUCAGAGGCAGAAAGGGACUUUGCUAAAUAUAAGAAAUUGGUGUCACCAAUCAUAGUAACUUGUGCCUUAGCAACAGAAAUUCAAGUGUCUGAAAGCACAAACGUAAAUGCUACAAGGUUACAUUGUUCCUCUUUGGAUUCCUCUACUAACAAACAUGAGAUUGAAUUUCCAUCUCGAGAAGCAACAGUUGAGCACAUUUCAAAUGUUUUUGAGGAUCAUGCUUUUACAGAAUUCAUGGGUGUUGACGAUGCAAAAGAAUUUGAAUGUUCAGCAAGUAAAACUUCUAACAGAAGAAAAAAGUUCUUAACAGCUGGAAUGAACUCUGCCAUACCUUUCUCAAAAAAUGUUCAUGACCAAGAUAGUGCUUUGAGCUGUCUGGAAUCCAGAUCAGUGGGAUACCACCUGUCAAACAGUAUUGAAAAUCCUUUGUUGAAUGCCAGAGAAAAAGAGGCUUCCUGUUGCCAGCAGUAUGCACAUUCUCUCCCAGCAGGUGAUUUCAAUGGAAAAAAUCAUUUAGAUGUCCCAAGUUCUGAAGGCACUACUACUGAAGGACAUCCUAACUGGUUGGCAGUAGGAGAGCAAGUAUAUGUUGAUGCUAAUAAGACUGGCAUAGUAAGAUACAUUGGGCCUGUGGAUUUUUCAACUGGUACUUGGGUUGGCAUUGAAUUACACGUUCAGAUGGGAAAACAUGAUGGAACUAUAAAAGGCAGAGAAUAUUUCCAUUGCAAGCCACAACAUGGGAUAUUUGUGCGUCCUGAAUGCCUCGCUAAAACACCAGCUGAAGUAAAGUUACGCAGUAGAACUUCACAAUCUCAGGUAUUGUCCAGUGUGGAGAAGUUGAAGAAUCCGAAGUUUCAAGGGUCACCGUCUCUCAAAGCAGAAGCCUUCUGUCAAUCAGGAGAUGCAGCAGCUUCUGCUUUUUCUAGAAAACAGGAGAUUAGGAAAUCUUGGAUUAACUGAAGUUGGUUUUGGUUUUCCACUUGCUGCACACAUCACUGGGGGGAAACAACUUUCUUUUUCAAAAUAAUUGUAGUUUUAAUAUGUAAUUGAAUGUUUGAAUCACAGAUAUAAUUCUGUGGUUCUUUUUAAAAAUAAACUAUGGUGACAGUGUAUAAUUUGCCUAUCCUAAAGGCAAACAUGGCUGCACACUAGAGUACAAUCCUAUCAUAACCUGGAUGUGUACCCUGUUGCGCUCAAUUGGAUUUCUGAGAAUGGAUAUAUAACGAUGCACUGUCUGUAGAUAAAACUGUGAGUUUUACUGAAUGUUACUGAACAAAAUGGGUUACAUUUUAUACAGAAUAUUUUAUUGUGUGGAAAGGCCAUGGGAUGUAAAUAUGCAUCUGAGGGGAAACCUACAAUAUGUUAAUUACCAAAGAAUUUGUAUUAGAUUAAUACACAUGCUGUUUAUAUCAUGGUUUAAUUGUAUGUAUAUGUUUUAACUGACAGCUUGGUGUCAUAUUUCUAGAGAUUAAUACCAGGCGUCAUGCUACCUUAUAUCUUUUGUUUAAUAUGAGCACUGAAGAUACUGUUUUCACUUUGAUUUUGUUUUGUCUUCCUAUGGGCCUGCCACUGUGUCAACUUGACAUUUAUUGGAAAUAUUUAAAAUGCCUCUAGAUUGUAUAAAUGGCAUUUUUUGUGUACAUGCCAACCAGGCAAUCUAGAUGCAGGAACAGUAUUACUGCUUUUUAAAAACAUGGGCACAAGAAAGAAAAUAGCAGUACAGCAUUACAAUUACAAAAAAAUGCACUGUUUGUUGCUGGCUGUGAUAAGACUUAGGCAAAAUGUUCUGAGGCGAUUUAACCUGUAAAUAUAUUUUUAUAUGAACUUAUAUUAUGCUUUGGAGUUCUUAGGGAACUAUUCCAUGUAUAGAUAUUAUGUUAGAUAUAUGUAAAGUAGCAAAUGGUUCAAGAAAAAGGAAAUAUGAAUGGCCUACUGUAGUCUUCAUUUUUUAGGAAGUAAUUGAGAUAAUGGGACCUUAUGGACAAACUGCUGCUACUGCUCUUUGAUUUAUAUGUAUAGUAAGCUAACUCCUAGUAUUUUGCAAUUAUUGUAAAGAAUGUAAUUUAUAUUCUAUUUCUGCUAUACUGUAUUUAAUUGGUACAGAACAUUUGUGUUAGAAUACAGAGUGUUUACUUCAAAUUUUAUAAAUGUUUGUGCUUAUUUGAUUUAAUAUUCUGGAACAUAACAUUUUAUUAGCUGAACUGCUCCGUAAUUCAAAAUUUAGCAUAUUCUACACUUAUGUCUGGAUACACUUUUUGAAGAUGAUAAAAUAUUAAAGAUGUAAAGUAUAUUCAUUAGUGAUUUUAUCAAUCCCCUCUCCUAAGCAAUAGUUCCUCAUAUGGAUCAUGAUGCAUAUUGUCUUCUGUACGAUUAGGUGGCUUUCAGCUUAUAAAUUGUUCCAGCAAAACAGCUUCAGUCAUACUUCACUUACGAAGUAGCUGCCCUGUCAGUGUAACAUAGAUAAACCACCACAAGUCAUUUCAGAUCACCAUCAUCUACAGUGUUGCAGUACUUUAUUGCUGCAGUAAACUGUUUUUGGAGAAGGUGG
Python bivittatus (Burmese python) is the source of this 7536-nucleotide messenger RNA. NCBI's taxonomy places the organism in Eukaryota, Metazoa, Chordata, Lepidosauria, Squamata, Pythonidae. The record is from RefSeq and is a predicted model, not a curated record.